Cladophialophora immunda is the source of this 2682-nucleotide messenger RNA. RefSeq lists its product as uncharacterized. Gene Ontology annotation, cellular component: membrane. The record is from RefSeq and is a predicted model, not a curated record. The transcript has 6 exons. Gene Ontology annotation, molecular function: metal ion transmembrane transporter activity. Bases 1 to 2682 code for a protein of 893 amino acids. NCBI's taxonomy places the organism in Eukaryota, Fungi, Ascomycota, Eurotiomycetes, Chaetothyriales, Herpotrichiellaceae. Gene Ontology annotation, biological process: metal ion transport; transmembrane transport.
AUGGCCGACGCAGUUGCAGAACAGCAAGGUCGAGAUAUGGCAAAUGUAGUCUACGGCCCAGCUGGACAUUUCAGCCCAGAAGUCAGCAAUCUGCGAUCAUAUGUGCAGCAUGUCCUAGAUCUUUUGAAACAAUACGAUCCAAAUAGCCAGUUACGUGGCUAUCUCCAGGACAGUAUACACGAUUUAGCCAAUUUUGGAAGAAAGAAGCUUCAAGGUCGGAACACGACUCCAGACGCACCGAAGCUCGCGACGAAAGACUUGAUGUUGUCUUUUGUAACAAUACCUCAACGCUCAGAUAGUCCCGUGGAUCAGCUCUCGCCAGACGACAACUUGGAUAAGUUCCUUGGCGAGUUCAGGAAAAAGUUAUUUGAGAGCGGUGAUGCAAUGAUGAGCAUCUGUUGCUUAGCUCCCACUCCCAUUGAAGACGUCGGUGCGAUCAUGUCAUUAAGAUCAAAGAUGUUUGGUUCACCGUCUCGCAUCCGUCGCAAGUACGAAGCCCCACGGAUUGGCAUCAUCCUCACCAUUGACGAAUAUUGGCUCCUCGGCACCGAGAUUUGCGAAAACUUACUAGGAAUUACGAAUGCAGAAGAGCGUCUUUUGAUACCGGCUGAGAACUUUACUGCCCAAGCUUCGGAGUCCGUUCCGUUCCUUCGUGACCUGGAUUGGAACAGAUUCGAGUUUGAGUGGUGCCGUGAUCCCCCAAACUGGACUUCAUCCUUCGACAUGUACAUUUGGGCAUUGCAUACGACCCAGCCGAAGGUCGAAGGAGUCACGGUCUACGUCAGACAGGUGCAACCCCGCUGGGAAGUACUGCUUGCAUAUAGGCAAACUCAAGACGAAACUUACUCAAAUCCCAGAAGGCUCUUAGUUGACUCUCGGAACGCCUUUGGUGCAACACCAGCCGAUCUGGAAUGUCCCGAGUUGAUUGCAAUUAGAUUGAUGCUUUCAAUUGCUUCCCUGCUUUGCGAGGACAACAGGAAAUUCCGCGAUUCAUGCCUGAAUCGCAUAUCUCAGCUAACGCUGAAGAUUAUUCCCCGUCAGAGGCUGAGCGGACGCAAACGGCCGUCCCGAGAGAAAAUCAACUUCCUUCUGCAUCUGGACGAUCACAGGCAAUGCGGGCUCCGAGGAAUACGGAGGACGAAAGGCCUGGUACAGGACAUCUCAGACUUUGCUAAACAGGUGCAACUAGCACGCUCGCAAGCAGUGGAUGCGGUAAGCGAGCGAUGUGACAAGCUGGCCCGAGAUCUGGGAAACCUUGAACAUGAUCUCAGAAGCUUGGGGGAAAUGUUUACGGAGACAAGUGACAUGAUAAAGAUGCAGGUUGACUUGGAGCAGAUUAGCUUCACGGGGGUACUGGCUCUGCUCGCUGCAAUAUACUUGCCCUUUACAUUCACAGCGGGGAUGUUUGGCAUGAAUCUUAAAGAUCCUUUAUGGUCAACGAGCACGUCACAUACAAGCAACAAAACUUCUGCAUCCUCGAAAUUGGUCAGCAGUCAGAGCAAUUUGACUACUCAAAGUCAACUCUCAAGUGCCACAGCAAUCGUCCAUGCCACAACGACGUCUCCAGCACCUGCGCUGAUCUCGACAGAUUCUGCGAAUCUUACAGCCUCUUUCGCCGCAGCCCUUGCCAGUCAGCCUGGUUCAUAUCUGUUCAACUUCAAACAGUUUUGGUACAUCGCAGUGUCCGUGACGGCUGCCACCAUCUUUCUGCCAAUCGUUGUCGGACCAGCCUUUCGAGCCACUGUUCAAUUCUCUUACAACCACAGAGAAGUCUGGAGGCUCCUUGUGUUUUUAACCCUCGCAACCGGCUCCAUUACUCUCGGCGUCCUGGAAGGCUUCAUCGCUGCAUGCGUCUUUGGGACAAUACAAGCCUUCUUAGCCUUGUUCAUGCUGAUCAAAAGAUCACGGAAACCCACCAAUGACAAGCCGGUAAAUCGAUGGAUACUCUAUGCUUCGGUAGUUGCGGGGUGUAUGUCUUUCGACCUCUUGCACCUGAAUUGGGCAUUUGAUCCCAAAUCCUCGAUUUUGACAUCCAUCUCGAGUUUGAGAUCUGGAUACACAUUAUGGCCCUCGCUGACUGGGGUUGUGGCUCCGUUCUGGCUGUUCUACCUCUGGGUCUGGAAUGACAGGCCUCUUCCCGAAAUGGCCAAUAUUGAUCGGCUGUCUGCUAGGAUUCCUCUACUGCCCAUGUUUCUCAACAAGAUCGACCACCUGAAGAACAACCACCUAGCCACGCGAGAGAGCCGCGCAGCUCUGCGCAGUAUUUUCAUCUUGUUCGGCUGUGGCUUCAACGUCAUGUUGAGCCUUUUUCUACCUUUUGGCUUGUACCUCGGUCUGGUGCUUACCUACUUUGGACUCUACGGUGUUCACAAAUGUUUAGUAGCCUCUACAAGGCGGGACAGCUUAGCAGACGGCUUUUCCGGAAGCAAGAUCACUUGGUUGAUAUUUGAGAUAGUGGUCGUGCUCUCUAGUUUGUUCUGGAUCUUCAGCAAUUUGGGAGUUUUAAUGGGCGCUCCCGGUUUGUUUCCUUGGCUCGCCCUACGCGCCAUCUACUCCAAGAGAUUCAUUCCUUGGGUGUUCAGGACGUUGCGUCAGGCGGCUCGAGCUUUUCGCAGUAGCAGAUCAGCUACUGCAGUUGUUAAUCAAGCACAGGACUCGACCCGACAUCAUCAACAGGUAUGA